Molecule: messenger RNA, 1838 nt
Organism: Physcomitrium patens
Lineage: Eukaryota; Viridiplantae; Streptophyta; Bryopsida; Funariales; Funariaceae
Biological process (GO): transmembrane transport
Source: RefSeq, a predicted model, not a curated record
UGUUGGUCGAGAUUGUCGAUUUGCAGCUCUGCACGUGAAUACUUCAUGUGCUGCUCGUGAUGCCCAUUCGCAGAAAUCCGAUUUUUCUUCCCCAGUUGUCAUUGUCUUGAGUGUUUCUGCUGCCGAGGUUAGUAAGUUUUAUGUUUCAGUUGACCGUCGGCGAGCUUCGGAGCACUCGCGGUGUUCUGCAAACUUUUCCGCAGAUUCUCUUAGGGCUCAUUGGUUGUGCCGACUUGAAAAGAUUGUACAGAGUGUAUCAUGUAGAUUACGGUUCCUGGGCGUUACUGUUGCUGCGAAUUUAGCUCGAAGUGUGGUGUGAAGUGGUCGAGAGGUUGACGGAGAAACGAGUGCGGAGUGAGAUAGGGUUGAGAGGCAAGAGCAACAUGGCAGCGUCCGCGGAUGCGAGUUACGGGACGCUGUUGCGGAAGCAGAUGUUGGCGGGUGGGUUGGCGGGCAUGCUAGCGGACGGAGUAGUGUACCCGAUGAUGACAGUCAAGUCCAGGCUUAUGGUGCAAGGAGGCGCUAGCAGCAGCGGCACUGCUGCAUUGUACAUGUACAAGGGUCCCCUGGAUGCCAUGUUCCAAAUUGGUACCAAGGAGGGUCUGAGGACGCUGUACAAAGGAUUUUCCACUGUGACGCAAAUUGCCCCAACGCAGGCUAUGUACAUGGCAACGUACCAAACGUCGAAGAGGUAUCUUCCAGGUGGACCUGACAACCCUUUGACGCAAUUCGGAGGGGGUGUGCUUGCGACGCUUGUGCAAUCCUCGCUUAUGGUGCCUGUGGAAGUCAUUAGACAGAGGCAGAUGAUUCAAACUGGAGGAGAAGGCGCGUACACGGGUUCUGUGCACGCCGUCAAGGCCAUCGUUGCACAAGAAGGAAUCGGAGCUCUGUACAGGGGCUUCCUAUUAGCGCAGUUGGUGUGGGGUCCAUACAACGCUGUCUACCUGCCGCUGUGGGAGGCGAACAAACGAUUAUGUGUGAGAUUGUCCGGUGCUGAAUCAGUCGAGAAGCUGGGCAUACAGUACGAGCUGGGAAGCGCCUUCGUGAGUUCAGCAUUUGCCGCUGGACUAACAAAUCCUAUGGACGUGAUCAAGACGAGGUUGCAAGUUCAGGGGAAGAACAAGCAGUACAGCGGUGCCUGGGAUGCUGCGAAGAAGAUUUAUGCGCAUGAAGGUGUUAAAGGUCUCACUAGUGGAAUCACCUCUCGCAUGCUCUGGGUUGCCCCUUCAGCAACUAUCAUGUUCACAACUUACGAUCAAAUUAUGAAGCGCUUGAACGAGUAGGAGCCCUACAACAAAAGAAAACAGCAAAUACGUUCCUGGUGGUAUUACCGCACCAGCAGGAUAUCAAACUAGGCAGAUUGAGCGGCACAACAAGAUUGUAAACUCGGAGAUGUUUCUCUGUUUCUUCUGGAGUAAUUUUUUAUCGGAGAACCUAAAAUUAUAACAACUUUUUCUGUUAUCGCGCAACGCAAACGUCACGGGGAUCACCUUUCGACAUUGUAAUUAUUGACAUGGUUCACAUUUUGGCAGGAGAUCAGUUCGUUCUCGUAUUUAGGAGUAAAGGAGAAAAAAUAUUAGUACUUUUCAAUUCAUAGGCUUUUAGAAAAGAAAAUCAGAUUCGACAGUAUAGUUGAAUUCAGACUGCGGACGGAUAAUUUCCAGCAGCUUUAGAGAAGUGGAGGUAUUGGAACUGGGCUAGUACGAUCUCUAUGGAGAAAAUAAGACCAAGGAUCGGUCACUUGAGUAACGAUUCGUGUAUAUUUAUUAUUGACCUCAUUCAAGUCUAUUUCAUGUUCUGAUAACAGAAAGGAACAUUGGAGGACACUUUUCACCAAC